AUGGCCGUGGCUUUAGCGUCGCCGUUACCGGGGGGCCAUCAUCAUGAACAUGUCGUGAUCCAUGUACCUUACAAGGUGCACACGAUUCAUCAUCAUCAUGUGAAGAAAGUGCAAGUACCGGUACAUCACGUCGAGAAGGUAUCCGUUCCCGUUCCGUAUCCGGUGCAUCAUGUCGAGAAGGUACCUGUCCCAGUACCUGUGCAUCACGUGGAGAAGGUACCUGUACCUUACCCGGUUGUAGAGAAGGUUCCCAUACCUGUUCAUGUACCCGUACAUAUACCCGUACAUGAGGAGAAGCCACAUGGGGGUUGGUUUUAG
This is a messenger RNA of Formica exsecta, 318 nucleotides long. RefSeq lists its product as uncharacterized. The transcript is spliced from 2 exons. Lineage: Eukaryota; Metazoa; Arthropoda; Insecta; Hymenoptera; Formicidae. The record is from RefSeq and is a predicted model, not a curated record. The coding region runs from base 1 to 318 and encodes 105 amino acids.